UGCCUUCUUUUGCAAGUAGGAUCGGUCUUCCAUUCAUUCUCUUUCUUCUCCGUUCUUAUAGUUUGCAGGUUUCCUGAGCGCCAGGAAACCUUCCUUUGAUUUGGGGGACCGCAUAAAACAUAGUUGCUAAUCUGCGAGGAUUCGUUCUAGGAAUCGGGGGGAAUGAGGCUAAAUGUGUUUCUGCUGAUCUUGCUUCUUCAUGGGGCCGCAGCUGUGAAGCCUCCUGCAAAGUGGCAGACCUUGAGCGGUGAGGCUCCUGUGGUUGUAGCGCGAGGUGGCUUUUCUGGGAUCUUCCCCGAGUCUAGCCAAUAUGCAUACCAGAUUGCAGAGUCUACAAGUUUGAAAAAUGUGGUUCUACUUUGUGAUCUUCAAUUAACAAAAGAUGGAGGUGGUAUCUGCCAGUCAGAUUUGAGACUUGAUAAUUCGACAACUAUUUCAUCUGUCUUCCCUAAAGGGCAGAAAACUUAUUCUGUAAACGGACAGCCUCUUACUGGAUGGUUUUCAGUUGAUUUCACUUCAGACCAAAUAUACAACAAUGUCUCAUUGAUUCAAAAUAUUUUUACUCGACCAAGUGUCUUUGAUGGGAGUUUACCAAUAUCCAUGGUGGAAGAUGUCACUGGGCUUCACCCUUAUCAGUUUUGGAUAAAUGUGCAGUACAGCAUCUUUUUUAAAGAACACAAACAGGAUGUAGCAACCUACAUUACAACAGCAUCAGAACAGAUGGUUAUUGACUAUAUCUCUUCUCCAGAAAUAGCAUUCCUGAAGAGUCUGAGUGGGAAGCUUAGAAGUGGCAAGACAAAGCUCAUAUUCCGAUUCUUAGAAGUGGAUGAUGUGGAACCUUCCGCUAAACAAACAUAUAAAGCUCUCCUAAAUGAUCUUUCCACUAUCAAGUCAUUUGCUUCUGGGAUUCUUGUUCCCAAAAGCUACAUCUGGCCCGUUAACAAAGAUCAAUAUCUAGAGCCCCAUACUUCUUUGGUCACAGAUGCUCACAACCUGGGCCUAGAAGUUUAUGCAUCCAAUUUUGCAAAUGACAUGCCUGCAAGUUACAACUAUAGCUUUGAUCCGACUGCAGAGUACCUGCAGUUUAUUGACAACUCAAAUUUCUCUGUUGAUGGUGUGCUUACGGAUUUUCCUUCGACAGCAUCAGAAGCUGUGGCUUGUUUGGCACACAACAAGAACAACACGCUGCCCACUGAAGGAAGACCGCUAAUUAUAACACACAAUGGUGCCAGUGGGGUCUUUGCGGGGUGCACUGAUCUUGCCUAUCAACAAGCAGCAGAAGAUGGUGCUGACAUACUUGACUGUUCAGUGCAGAUGUCAAAGGAUGGAGUAGUCUUCUGUUUGGAUUCAGCUGAUCUUAUGGGUCACACAACAGCAAUAAAAACGUUUAUGCCCCGAGCAACAGUAGUGCCUGAGAUACAAAAAGAAAAUGGAAUCUUUUCAUUUGACCUCACAUGGAGUGAGAUUCAGAGCUUGAAGCCGGAGUUGACAACCCCAUUGUCUCAGUCUGGCUUGGCAAGAAAUCCAGCAGCCAAAAAUCAGGGCAAGUUCAUGACACUGACUGACUUCUUGGAGUUUGCAAAAAAGAGCACAGUCGCUGGAGUUUUGAUCAACAUAGAGAAUGCUGGUUACCUCGCUUCAAAGAAAGGUCUUGGGAUCGUAGAAGCAGUCUCCACCGCAUUGACAAAUGCCAGUUACGACAAACUACCAAAAAAGCAAGUGUUAAUCCAGUCUGAUGAUACGGCAGUCCUCUCUGCAUUCAAGAAAAAUUCUGGCUACAAACGAGUACUCUAUGUUAAGGAGACAAUAAGUGAUGCUCCAAAGCCAACCGUUGAUGAGAUCAAACACUCUGCAGAUGCAGUUAACCUUCCUAGAUCAUCUAUUGUUGCUGACUCAGGCUUCUUCGUCUCUGCCUUCACUGGCGUGGUUGAUAAGAUGCAUGCAGCAAACAUAUCUGUUUAUGUUUCGGUCCUGAGGAACGAGUUCUUGGCAAUAGCAUUUGAUUACUUCUCGGACCCCAUGGUUGAGCUCGCUACCUAUGUUGCAGGUGUUCAAGUUGAUGGUGUUGUGACCGAGUUUCCAGCAACUCUGGCCGCAUACUUGAGGAGCCCAUGCUCUAACAUGAAUGCCAAAUUGCCCUACUCCAUCUUACCGGUUGAGCCUGGUAGUCUCCUCUCACUGGUUUCGCCUGAAGCAUUGCCUCCAGCCGAAGCCCCUGCGCCUGUUCUUGCGGUCGCCGACAUCCAAGAUCCACCACUGCCGCCGGUUGCAGAUCUUUCUGACAAGGCAUCAGUCACCGCUGCACCCCAGACUUCGCCACCACGGAGUGGACAGUCAGCGAUCUCCGUGAACGCAGCUCUUUCUCUUUUGAUAGUGAUGCUCAGCUUCGUUCAGCUGAGGUUUCUCUGAUAUGGUGCCUUCAUCUGAUUCAACUUGUGAAUGUUGGCUGUGUGUUCUCGAAUCGAUUGGAUUACUAAUAAGAACAGCAUUUAUUCUCCUGUUUUCUGUGACAUGAAGAUGUUAUCAAUGGUGAUUGAGAUCUCA
This is a messenger RNA of Musa acuminata AAA Group (dessert banana), 2544 nucleotides long. Its product is annotated as glycerophosphodiester phosphodiesterase GDPDL6-like. The transcript has 10 exons. Bases 163 to 2409 code for a protein of 748 amino acids. Gene Ontology annotation, molecular function: phosphatidylinositol-4,5-bisphosphate phospholipase C activity; glycerophosphodiester phosphodiesterase activity. Gene Ontology annotation, biological process: lipid metabolic process; intracellular signal transduction. Lineage: Eukaryota; Viridiplantae; Streptophyta; Magnoliopsida; Zingiberales; Musaceae. The record is from RefSeq and is a predicted model, not a curated record.